AUGGAUCAAUAUUCAAAUUACGGGGGUCAACAGGAUCCUUCAUCUACGGGCUACAAUUAUCAGUCAUAUAACGAUGCCUAUAGUCAAAGUGGAUAUACACCAUCAACAAAUACAUCAGAAUAUUAUUAUGGGAAUAAUAAUACCCCAGCUGGAGGUAAUGGGAACGAUAGCAAUGGUACAAAUUCUCAACCAGCGGCGCCUCCGUCGGCAUCAUCGCAAGGGUAUUCUUCUCGAGAUGGUUAUGAAGUAAAUGGGUAUCCCUCUGGUUAUAAUUACGGAAAUUAUUCUACGCCAGCAACUCCAGGAAACUAUCAAGCAGGCCCAGGCUCAUCAGGUGGUUCUACAACUCAACAAUACAAUGGAGCAAAUAAAACAGGCUAUACAGAUCGUGAUAACGAUUAUGGCGAUGGCCCUGGCUAUAGCGGCAAUAAAAAUCCAUAUGAUGGCUAUGGUGGUAACUACAAGUCUCGUGAAAAUAGCCGAGAAGGUGGUUAUGGUCCACCGUCCAAAGAUGGCGCUGGAUAUGAUAGUUAUGGGAACCGUCCUAAAGGUGCAUAUAGUAAUGAGUCUGUUAAUAAAGACAAUUUUAUAGACGGUUCAGCAGUUCAAACGAGCACCGAUACUGUUUAUAUUUCAAAUUUAAGCAAGGAUGUCACUGAAGAGAAAUUGGCAGAUUACUUCGGUGGUCUUGGAAUGUUAAAAAUUGAUAAGAAGACACAAAAGCCAAAAAUAUGGAUCUAUUACGACAAAGCAUCUGGCCUUCCCAAAGGAGAUGCCACUUUAACAUAUGAAGACCCGGACUCAACUGCUGCAGCAAUCAAAUAUUUUGAUAAUCAACCAUUCCUUGGCCAGGUCAUAAAAGUCGAAAUGUCAGUACGUAAAAUCGCUUCCACAGGUUUUAGAGGUGAUUGGGUGUGCGAAUCCUGUAAAGCCAAUAAUUUCGCUAGAAGAAUGGAGUGUUAUAAAUGCCAUACACCUCGUGCUGGUGCACCUGGAGAUGGAGGUGGUUAUGGCAGUCGAUAUUCUGGAUCACCAAGAGGUGGGUAUAGGGGUCGUCGUGGUGGAGGUCCUUCAUAUGGUGGUAAUAGAUAUGGCGAUGAUGAUAGAGGUUACGGAGGUGGUAGCUAUCGUAACAAUGAUAAUGGGUAUGGUUAUGAUCAAGGAUAUGGAAGGCAAAGUAAACAGGAUGAACGGCAAGACCAUAGGCAUAAUAGAAUUCAAGAAUACGAUUUGUUAGAGAUUACCGGCAAAAGAAAAGAAACCGAAGACCCAGAAUAUUUUAAGGCAAAAGAUUUGUUUACAAAAGGUUUCAAUAUCGCAUCAAAAAUUCCAGAUGAUUCGAAAGAAGAAACUUUGAAAGCCAAUGAGCAAGAAAUUUUGGAAGCUACAAAAUAUCUUGUCGAGGCCUUUUUAUUGGACGAGAAAGCGACUGAGAUGUCGCCUAGAAUUAUGUCACUUGCUCAGCAAUACGAAAAACUUUUAAAGUUACAAUAUGGUGUAGAAGAUAAUGAAAAGAAAGAGAAUGAAGAAGUAUCGGAAGAAGCGGACGAGGAUGACAAAGGCAAGGAGGUAGCAGAGGCAAAGGAGGCGGUAGAGGCAAAGGAGUCGGUAGAGGCAAAAGAGGUAGUAGAGGCAAAGGAGGUGGUAGAGGCAAAGGAAAUGGUAGAGGCAAAGGAAGUGGUAGAGGCAAAGGAAGUGGUAGAGGCAAAGGAAGUGGUAGAAGCAAAGAAAGCGGAGAAAGACUAUUCUCCUCCGGAGGAGGCAGAUACAUUCGAACCGGAAUUUACCAGAGAGUCACUUAUAUUAGUAAUCUGGCUUCUCUUCAACGGUAAACAGUAUCAGUUCUGUAUUCAGACUCUUACCAUAGCCCUCAAACAACUUGAGCCACCUCUUCAUCCUCGUCUUCUCCAUCUUCGCGCUUCAUGUUAUCUUGCAACUGGAGAACACAAACAGUGUAUCAAAGACCUUGAGCGUUUAGUGUCUAUUAAUCCCAAUUUUGUUGAUGCUUAUAGUAUUAUGGGAUCUAUAUAUAGGUCACAAGGAGAUCGAAUGGAGGCUGCACGCAAUUUCAAAGUCUACAUUGAAAAGGCCAAUAAAGAUUCGACCUCUUAUGCACCUGCUCUUUACGCUUUGUCUGCACUUACGAUUCAAAACACCACCCCAACGACAGGUAAUCGGAAACAAGUCACACAAAAUUUACGUACUCAACAAGCUUCAAAUUAUUACACAAGAGCCAAAGAAGCGGAGGAAAGAUAUAAAUAUCUUUACGGACGUACCCCUGAUAUGACAGAUGUUAAACGUACUGCGGUUGCACUUUUCGAACCAAAGCGUCUAAAAGAAAGUACGAAAUUGGAAAAAGGAUCCAAAAAAGAGGCAGAGAGAUUAAAAAUUUUGCAACGAUUCCUUGCAUCCUCGAAUGGAGAUCAGCAAUAUAAGGGUAAAAAGUGUAAUUCUUGUAACAGCCAAGAGCGAAAAGAUGUAAACGGGGAAUUGGAUAGCGAAAAAAAAUCACAAUUAUUAGUUUGUUCUGGUUGUGGGCGUGUGAGUUAUUGUUCAAAAGAAUGUCAAAAGAAUGAUUGGAAAAAUGGACAUAAACAACAAUGUGCAACAUGGAAAGGUGCAACAUUAAAAGGGGAAACACUGAAAGGAGCAAACAGCAAAUGA
Messenger RNA from Dentiscutata erythropus, 2664 nucleotides. The record is from the annotation of a GenBank genome assembly. Lineage: Eukaryota; Fungi; Glomeromycota; Glomeromycetes; Diversisporales; Gigasporaceae.